Molecule: messenger RNA, 1295 nt
Organism: Trematosphaeria pertusa
Lineage: Eukaryota; Fungi; Ascomycota; Dothideomycetes; Pleosporales; Trematosphaeriaceae
Product: carbohydrate esterase family 4 protein
Exons: 3
Coding region: 178-936 (252 amino acids)
Biological process (GO): carbohydrate metabolic process
Molecular function (GO): hydrolase activity, acting on carbon-nitrogen (but not peptide) bonds
Source: RefSeq, a predicted model, not a curated record
GGCCCCGGAUAAACACACCUGAUCUACCAGGAAUGAGCCAAGAGCCUCUAAGCUUCUGCAAUAUCUAAACUUACGCUUUGCUUAACCUCACAGGCCGAGCGUUCAUAUUUAAGGAACAGUCGACCCCAAGAUGGGGCGUCUUCGUGUCUACAGAUCGCUCGGCUAUACACCGCAGUCAUGGGCCUCACAACUCUAUUCGUAGCCUCUCUGGCAGCCGUGACCGGCGCAGUGCCGGUUCUAAACCCCAUUCAAGCGAUCCAGGCUGCGGGCCCACCAGCAGGACAAGUUAUCACCAAGUGCACUUCGCCAGGCAUGCUUGCCCUCGCAUACGACGACGGGCCCUAUCAGUACACGCAGAAGCUCGCCGACAUCCUGUCGCAAGGCGGAGCGAAGGGAACCUUCUUCGUGACUGGCACACUCUACGGCUGCAUCUACAACCAGAAGACGGCCGUGCAGAACGCGUACAAAGCAGGCCAUCAAAUCGCAUCGCACUCCUGGACGCACCCGCAGAACUUCGGAUCCUUGUCCGCAGCUGACCUGACCUCGCAAAUGCAGAAGGUCGAGAACGCGCUCGCCAACAUCAUUGGCGUGAAGCCGACGUACAUGCGGCCUCCUUAUCUCGCCACGGGCGGCAACGUGCUCUCGACCAUGAAGACCCUUGGCUACAGGGUGAUUACGGACGAUGUCGAUGCGGAGGAUUGGAACGGCAAGACGCCCCAGCAGAGCGAGCAGAAGUUCCAGCAGGCGGGCGCCAGUGGCAAUGGACACAUCCCGCUUAUGCACGAGACGUAUCAGGGGACUGUUGAGACGCUCACGCCGUGGCUGAUCAACUGGGCUAAAACGAACAACCUCAAGCUGGUCACUGUCGCUGAAUGCCUUGGUGACCCGACUGGUGCAUAUCUCAACGCUACUGGAGACGGCAAGAUGUCUUGCUAAGGGUUUGCGCUUGCGUGUCUGCCUGCUGGCUGCAGGAUGGACAGCUGCGCUGCUUCAGCUUCAUGAGCUUACAAACGCUCUUUACGAAUCACAUAUCUUCAUCAGGUAUCCGACUUUGAAAGACGACUCCGUGUUUCCAGGAGAAGUUGCUUAUGUGAUCGCUCACGCACGUGAAUCCGUGGGCUUGGCGUGAAUGUCGGACUAUGACAUCACCGACUUCCCGACGGCACCAACGGCUUUUCUUUCGACCCCACUGCAAACUUAGAACGCCACGACGCCUCUAAUACGAUGUCUGCUGCAUAUCGACGAACGGCUGGGAUCUAGCCCCGCCGCAGCGCCUCGUGGCUGCAUCUUAUCGU